This is a messenger RNA of Pungitius pungitius (ninespine stickleback), 1189 nucleotides long. RefSeq names its product SFT2 domain containing 1 (gene sft2d1). Gene Ontology annotation, cellular component: membrane. Gene Ontology annotation, biological process: vesicle-mediated transport. The transcript has 8 exons. NCBI's taxonomy places the organism in Eukaryota, Metazoa, Chordata, Actinopteri, Perciformes, Gasterosteidae. Bases 260 to 742 code for a protein of 160 amino acids. The record is from RefSeq and is a predicted model, not a curated record.
CCGGGGAAGUGGGCAGUUUUGUAUUUGCCUUCAGCCGAUCUAAGGUCUGCUAUUUAAACGCUUCCUCAUUGGCGUUGGCCAACGUUCGACGCAAAUAAACUGAUUCCACGUCAGCCCUAACAGAGAGCCCCGAGGAAGGCAGGAAGUCAAACUGCUUACUACUGCGAUCCAAACUUUCAGACAUACGUAACAGACGGGCUGUUCGAAUCAUAGAAACUCGUCAUCUUCUUGCCUAUUUGCCAGCGAACCGCUUCUAGCAAUGGACAAACUUCGUCGUGUGUUAAGCGGCCAUGAGGAAAACGAAGAGUUGGGUCUCACUGACCAGAUCCUCGAUGCCAGCACUCUCAGCUACAGCACCAGGGUGAAAUGGUUCGUCAUAUGCUUCGCUGGAGGCAUCCUGUGUUCAAUACUGGGAUCAGCACUGUUGUUCAUUCCACAUGGAAUCAAACUUUUCGCUGUCUUCUACACUAUAGGGAACGUUGCAGCUCUUUCAAGCACCUGCUUCCUAAUGGGACCACUAAAUCAGCUGAAGCGCAUGUUUGAACCAAAGAGACUGAUAGCCACCAUUGUCAUGCUGCUGUGCUUUGUCUUAACUCUUUGUGCAGUGUUUUGGUGGCAUAAAAGGGGCCUUGCCAUCAUCUUCUGCAUUCUUCAGUUUUUGGCAAUGACCUGGUACAGCAUCUCUUACAUUCCAUUUGCCAGGGAUGCUGUGAUGAAAUGCUUCACAACCUGUGUGAGCUAGAACUCUGCAGCGUACAAUUGUAAAGACUUGUCCUAAUAUGCAAACUGUAAGAAAGGUAGCUCUGUAAAAUAUACAUCUGUGUUGUUUAUACGCUGUAUCUCCAGAUUUUUACCGUGGCUUGUUUCAUACUGUGAAUCCUCUUUUUAGGCUAAACUGUAAUCAGAUUAUAACAUUUUGCUUUGUAUGUGGAAAAAAUUAGUGCAUUUAAUGCUUAAUAUAUGAAAGAUUCCCCUUAGUUUGCUCUUUUCUUUUGAAGAUUUUAAAACAUGUUGCAUUGUGCAGGGAAAUGACGUUGAAUGAGUGGCUUUACGGUUUUACAUACAGUAUUUGAUAUAUUACUGUAUAUGCAAUAAUGUUCUGACUUUUCACACACAGCAUUAUUAAAACACGCUGUCCUGUAUGAGGCACUGAAGUAUGAUGCUCUUCCAUGUUUCUAUAUAAAUAUUU